CAGAGAUAACCUGGCCAAUCAACAUGCAGUUGACCAGCAAAUUUGCCUACUGCAAACUGAUUGAUUGCGAGACCACUAGAAACAGCUUUCUUCUCUAGUUGGUAACACAGUGACGCUGUAAUCUGGGAGGAAGAUAUGGAGUCGGAGCUGCUAGGGGAGAUGCCUGUGUGCUCCCCGGCAGAGCCAGUGCACUGGCAGUUCCUGACUCUGCUGGACACUGUGGGCAGGCGGAAUGGACAGGUGCUAGUGAUGGAGAUGGAUGAUGUACAUGAGGCAGCCCCGCUUGUGCAGAUGGACUUUGCCCAGGAGCUCUUCAGAGGGAUCGACCUAAAGACCAAACUCCACCAGAAGAAGGAAAUCAAGGAGGAGGAGCAGGAGGUGCAACCGCAGCUGGUCUUCAUGCUCUGGCAAGCUGCCACGCUGAGGCAGCUCAUGCAGUGGGAACACCUGGAUGAAACACUCUGGAACUUAAGGAAUCUCUUUCCCUGCAUGCCAGCUGCUCUGGUACUGGUGAUGAUCCAGCCAGACCUGCAGCACCAGCAGGUGGAACUUGAACGGGCAGCAGGGGCACUAAGGAGAAUGCAGUGCUUGCUGGAUGGUGGCUUCCAGGAACUGGUGGUGGAAGCAGCUGUUUACAGCCCAGGUCAGCCAGAUGGGACCCUGGAGGUCAAGAGAGCUGCCUGCAGAGCCCUGAGAGAAGUUCUGAAGGGCCAAGAAGAAAUGACUCCCCAGGAUCCAGUUACCAUCCGGCUCGGCUUGGGGGUGUGCAACACAGGGUACGAAAGACGGUAUGAGGACAGGCUCCCUUAGGCCGCAUUGCAAUGUGCCUGGAAGGUCCUGUAUCCAGCUAAGAUCUGAACUGCCACCAAAAUAAAAAACCAAAAAC
Messenger RNA from Mauremys reevesii (Reeves's turtle), 886 nucleotides. RefSeq lists its product as uncharacterized. The coding region runs from base 136 to 810 and encodes 224 amino acids. The record is from RefSeq and is a predicted model, not a curated record. The transcript is spliced from 4 exons. Lineage: Eukaryota; Metazoa; Chordata; Testudines; Geoemydidae.